Messenger RNA from Macroventuria anomochaeta, 2717 nucleotides. RefSeq names its product neutral ceramidase precursor. Gene Ontology annotation, cellular component: extracellular region. Gene Ontology annotation, biological process: long-chain fatty acid biosynthetic process; sphingosine biosynthetic process; ceramide catabolic process. The record is from RefSeq and is a predicted model, not a curated record. The coding region runs from base 269 to 2527 and encodes 752 amino acids. NCBI's taxonomy places the organism in Eukaryota, Fungi, Ascomycota, Dothideomycetes, Pleosporales, Didymellaceae. Gene Ontology annotation, molecular function: N-acylsphingosine amidohydrolase activity. The transcript is spliced from 2 exons.
CAUGCGCCCGGGCUGCACCCCGCGAGACUUGCUCCCAGGUUGCUCCCAGAACUCUGGACAUGCGGUGCCGUGAUAUCACGUCCCCGUGAAGCAGGGCCUAUCACUGCAAGACACAGAUAGUAACCACCCCCCUCUCGUUCGCGGCUGCUAUGUGAAGCUGUGCAGCGCCGCUGUGCGACCUGACGUGUAUAUUACCUGACUUUGCCGCUACUACGAGGUACCUCAACUCGUUGCCGCGCACUUCCGUCUCCAACACCUGCCCAUGUGAAUGGCGCGCUCACAUAUCGCUGUCGCCUUGGGCGCGGCUCUUGUUGCUAUCCUGGUCGUUGGCCAGCUUGCCGUUAACCUAGGAUUUCCGAACAGUGAGUCCUGGCACUUGAGGCUGGACCAGAGCUACGAUGGCACCCAGCAAGACCUGUUUGUGAGUACGAAGCAAAACGGAGGCCUGGUAGAAGACCGGUCGCAGUACCUUAUUGGUGUGGGCAAGGCAGACAUCACUGGGCCCGUUGUCGAGCUCAACUUGAUGGGCUAUGCCAACUCGUCGCAGGUCGGGACAGGCCUUCGCCAGCGCCUCUACGCGCGUGCCUUUAUCAUAGGCAGUCCAGACAGCCCAAGCGAACGUAUCGCGUACAUGGUGCUGGACACCCAAUCCGGAGACACAGCUAUUCGCAACGGCAUCCUGGAAGGCCUUCGAGCUCUGGGGCCCGAGUACUCCAUCUACACCAAGGACAAUGUGGCCGUGACAGGCACACAUAGUCACUCGGGUCCAGGAGCGUGGCUCAACUACCUGCUCCCGCAGAUCACCAGCUUGGGCUUUGACAAGCAGAGCUACCAGGCCAUAGUCGACGGCGCAGUGCUUUCGAUUCAACGAGCACAUCAAAGUCUGGCCCUGGGAACCGUCGGUGCAGGGAGCGCGAAGAUCGCCGACGCCAACAUCAACCGUAGCCUGUUUGCGUACCUCGCCAACCCAGCAGCGGAGAGAGCGCGGUACACGGACGAUGUAGACAAGACAAUGACGCUGCUCAAGUUCACCAGGUCCAGCGACGGAAAAGCAAUGGGUAUCCUCAACUGGUUCGCUGUUCACGGCACCAGCAUGCUGGGCAACCAGACACUGAUCACCGGUGACAACAAGGGCGUGGCAGCAUACCUCUUCGAGGAAGCCAUUGCUGCUGAAGGCAACGUGGCAGAAGGCUUCGUUGCCGGCUUCUCCCAAGCCAACGUCGGUGACACCUCGCCGAAUGUUCUCGGUGCCUACUGCGAAGACGGGACGAACCAGCAGUGCAGACGCAACGACAGCACCUGCGCGAACGGCAAGAGUCAAGACUGCCAUGGCCGCGGGCCCUACUUCGGUCUGAACGACGGCGGCGCAAAGUCAUGCUACGAGAUCGGAAAGCGUCAAGCAGACGGCGCACGCAGCAUCUUCAACACGGCAAGCUUCACCUCCAUCUCCGGCAGCGUCCGCUCCUUCCACACCUUCGUCGACUUCUCCAACUACACUGUCCGCCUCAGCAACGGCUCGCUCGCCACCACCUGCCCAGCCGCCAUGGGCAAUUCCUUCGCAGCCGGCACCACUGACGGGCCGGGGGCGUUUGACUUUGUGCAAAACGACCCCGGGGCGCCAUCAAACCCCUUCUGGAACGUGGUGGGCAGCGCCAUCGCGCCUCCAUCUAAGGCGCAGAAAGCAUGCCAGUAUCCCAAGCCAGUCUUGCUGAACGUCGGCGAAGCAAACACGCCCUACCCCUGGUCGCCCAACAUCGUCGACAUCCAAACCCUGCGCAUCGGCCAGUUCAUCAUCAUCGUCUCUCCGGGCGAGGCCACAACCAUGUCCGGCCGGCGCUGGCGCGAAGCCGUGCACAACGCAGCCAAAUCCUCUCUCCUCCCAUCGACCGUAGACCCCAUCGUAGUCCUCGGCGGCCCAGCAAACACGUACGCGCACUACAUCGCCACGGCAGAAGAAUACGCGAUCCAGCGCUACGAGGGCGCGUCGACGCUGUACGGGCAGCACACGCUCGCUGCUUUUAUCAAUGCGACAUUGACCCAUCUACCGUACCUAAGCGACGAGAAGAAGGGCGUGGUGCCGCCUGGCCCAAGCCCGCCGGACAACAGGAAGCGCAGCAUCAGCCUGAUAACAGGCGUUGUGUAUGACGGUGCGGGUUUCGGGAAAUCGUUUGGCAAUGUAAAGACGGCGCCGAAAUCUACCUACCAUGCUGGUGAGACGGUGAGAGUUGCGUUCGUCGGCGCGAAUCCGAGGAACAAUCUGCGUCUCGAGGGCACCUUCACAUCGAUAGAGCGAAACGUCGACGGGGCCUGGACGCAGAUCAAAAACGACAAGGACUGGGAGGUCGUGUAUGAGUGGAAGCGCGUCAAUGGACUGGCGGGCACGAGCGAUGUUACGGUGAGCUGGGAUACGAGCUUCUCGCGUCCGGAGGCGGGCCGGUACCGCAUCAGAUACUUUGGAGACUCAAAGAGUGUGGGGGGGAAGAUCUCGGCGUUUGAGGGUUCUAGUGGGGAGUUCAGAAUUGUGUAGGUGCGAUUCGAUGAUGAGAUUAGGAAAUGAGGAGUCUUGGGUGUGAGAAAUGAGAAAUUUUGGGUGAGAGAGAGAGAGAGAGAGGAAAGGAGUGCAUUUCUAUACUGAUGCUGAUGCGGAUGCGUAUGCAACGUGCGGGUAUCCUAAAGCGCCAACCUAGCCUCCGUAGCCCUAAUGAAUCGUAGCCCUA